AUGGAGAAAGAAGACAACGUUUCUAACCAGAGCUCCUCUGCUUCUGUAGAACCCUCCAGAAGAAGAAGAAGAAGAAGAGUCGCUGAGCCAGUUGAUACGACGUUAAGUAAAUGGGUAAAGGAGGAGGAAGGAUUGAAGAAAGUCCGUAGAGUUCAAGCCAGAGCUGAGAUACGUGAACCUGUGAACCAACGUGGCGGAAACUCGAAGCGUCUUUGGCUUGGAACGUUCGAUACUGCAGCUGAAGCCGCCUUGGCUUACGAUAGAGCUGCUAGUGCCAUGUAUGGACGCUAUGCCCGGUUAAAUUUCCCGGACCGUUUAGGAAACUGUCCCGGUGGGGAAAUGAACGACGAGCCAGGAAGUUCUAGAAGCUAUUGGCUGGAAACUUCCAACGUCUCUGAAACCGGUCAUAGCUUGAUUGACAAGAAAGAUGGGAAGGGUUAUCUAUAA
Raphanus sativus (radish) is the source of this 447-nucleotide messenger RNA. RefSeq names its product dehydration-responsive element-binding protein 2E-like. Gene Ontology annotation, molecular function: DNA-binding transcription factor activity; transcription cis-regulatory region binding. The transcript has 2 exons. Gene Ontology annotation, biological process: response to stress; positive regulation of DNA-templated transcription. Bases 1 to 447 code for a protein of 148 amino acids. The record is from RefSeq and is a predicted model, not a curated record. Gene Ontology annotation, cellular component: nucleus. Lineage: Eukaryota; Viridiplantae; Streptophyta; Magnoliopsida; Brassicales; Brassicaceae.